AUGCCCUGCCUCCACCAGCUUUGCUUGGGCUGUGCGCUGCGGUGGGCCAAGGAGAAGCCGAGUUGCCCCCUGUACGGGGGCAGGCUCCAGUCCAUCAAGUACUCGGUGCGGUCGGCUGACGACUACCUGGAGUGUCCCGUCCAAGAGCCCGCAGAGCAGCUGGGGGACGGCCGGCAGGACAAGCAGGGGGCUGCGGGGCCGGUGCUCAGGGCUCCUGAGCGCAGCUUCCCGCCCCAGCUCUGGGCAGCCUUCUUCCGGGAGCAGCUGGCUGAUGCCAGGCCCCUGCUGGCGUGGCUGCAAGAGGAGCUGCGGAGGAUCUACGGCAGCCAGUGGUGGGACGUGGCUGUGGUGCAGGGAAUCGUCCUCGCCUCCCUGUGCAUCUUCGGGCUGGACCAGCAGGCCCUGGUGCGGCAGCUGCAGCCUUCCCUCCACAGCCACACGGUGCCCUUCGUGGCAUGGCUUGUCACCGUCACUGCAGAGCUGUACAGAACCGAGGUGCGCCGGCAGCGAGACCGCCGGGAUGUCUGUGCUGCCAGGGGGCAGGACAGCCCCGCAGUCACCCCCGGCCAGGCCGGCUCUCCCUGGGGGAUGACUGCCACCCGCCCAGGCCGCUGUGCCAGCACCAUGGGCCCCAACGCCGAGGAGCUCCUGGGCAUCCGUCUCAGGGGCAGCGGGGAGCUGCGGCUGGUGGAUGGCGGCGGGCGCUGCGCCGGCCGGGUGGAGGUGAAGCACGAGGGCGAGUGGGGCUCCGUCUGCAGCUACGACUUCGACUGGGACCACCGGGGCGCUGGCGUGGUGAGGUGGGGUGGUGGUGCUGGGGAUGCCGUCCCGGGACCCCCCUGGACAAAGCUGAGGUUGGUGCCCGGUACAGAGGCGCUGGAGUUGCGACUGGUGGCUGGCAGGGGACCCUGUGAGGGAAGAGUGGAGGUGAAGCUGCGUGGACACUGGGGCACGGUGGCAGAUGAUGCCUGGGAUAUGGAGGACGCCGAGGUGGUGUGCCAGCAGAUGGGCUGCGGCUCGGCUGUUGGUGCCUACCCCAGCUCCCUCUUUGGCCAAGCUGAUGGUCCUCUCAGCUUUGCUGUUGUCGACUGUAACGGCAAUGAGAAGGCCUUAUGGAGCUGUAACAUUGUGGGCUGGGGACCCUAUAAGAGCCCACAUAAGUAUGACACUGCUGUGGUCUGCCAAGGGUUCUCCCGUCUGGCUGGAGGGGACGGCGCCUGCUCGGGGCGGCUGGAGGUGCGGCAGGGCCGGGCCUGGGCCACCGUCUGCCACGGCCACGUGGACCUCAAGGCCGCCCAGGUGGUCUGCAGGGAGCUGGGCUGCGGCACGGCAGUGGCCGUCCCCGGUGCCGGCCAUUUUGGGGCAGCAACGGGGCCGCUCUGGGACGGCGCCUUUGAGUGCAACGGCAGCGAGCCACUCCUCGCCAACUGCGCCCGGAGGCCAACCCACGGCCAGUCCUGUGCUGGCCCCGCUUCUAUCGUCUGCUCACCCUACACCGGUUUCCGUUUGGCGGAUGGCGGCUCGGGCUGCGCCGGGCGGGUGGAGGUGGAGGCGCAGGGGACAUGGGGACCCCUGUGUGCCACCGCCUGGGACCUGCCCGACGCCCAUGUCCUGUGCCGCCACCUGGGCUGCGGCCCUGCCACCUCCCUGCCCCCAGGAGGCCAUUUCGGGACGGGCACGGCGACAGGGCCGCUGCGGCGCGAUGCCCUGAGCUGUAGCGGGAGCGAGCGGCACCCGGGCGAGUGCCCCGUGGCGGUACUGGGGGAGCCCGCCUGCCCCCCUGGCCAUGCCGCCGCCGUCAACUGCUCAGGUGCCGCUGAGCCCCUGCGGCUGCUGGACGGGGAGAGCCGGUGCGACGGGCGGCUGGAGGUGGCCACUAGCCCCGGGGACUGGGCCCGUGUGACUGCGGGGCCGUGGGACGACCGAGCUGCCUCCGUGGCUUGCCGGCAGCUGGGCUGCGGUGUGCCAGAGAAGGUCUACGCUGUGCCGGCCGCCAGCUUGGGCCCUGUGGAGCUGCAGGAGCUGCGGUGUGCUGGCACCGAGGAGCGCCUGGCGCAGUGCAACGCCUCGGGGCCUGCCGCAGCGCCCAGCCACAGCCCCACAGAGGCGGCCGUUGCCUGCUCAGGCAGCCGGCGGCUGAAGCUGGCGGGCGGCCCCGGGCGCUGCGCCGGCAGGGUGGAGGUGUACACCGAGGGCGCCUGGGGCACCGUCUGCCAGGACGCCUGGGACCUGCCAGAUGCCGACGUCGUGUGCCGCCAGCUGGGGUGCGGACGGGCCCUGGAGGCGCCCGGCUCUGAGCGCUUCGGGCCCGGCGUGGGGACGUUGUGGCCGGGUGCCGGGGGCUGCUCGGGGACGGAGGCGGCUGUCUGGGACUGCCCAGCCCCAGCACGGCGUGGCUGCCGCCGGGGCGGUGGUGCCGGUGCCGUGUGCUCAGGGCUGCUGCGUCUGGCGGGGGGCAGCAGCAGCUGCAGCGGGCACCUGGAGGUGCUGCGCGAGGGGACGUGGGGCCGCGUGUGCGCCAACGACACCAGCCCCGCCACAGCUGCCGUUGUCUGCCGCCAGCUGGGCUGUGGCACCGGGGGGAGGCUGGAGGCCGUCCCCGCACAGGGCUCUGUCCCCGCCUGGCUAGGCUGGGUGCAAUGCCAGGAGGGGGCCCCCUCGCUCUGGCGCUGCCCCUCGGCGCCCUGGCACCUGCAGUCCUGCGGUCCUGCCGGGAUCACCCACAUUGCCUGUGACGAGGACACCGAGGGCACGAGCGGGGCCACCACAACUGCAGGUGUCACCAGCAGCGUUGCCCCACUGACAGCAGUGUCGGGGAGCGUGCCGGUGCCCACGGUCCUGUGCGUGCUCCUGGGGACGUUGCUGGGCCUGGCCCUGGCAGCCCUGGCUGUGCAGGCACACCGCGCACGGGUGCGACGCCGAGACCCCGUCAAAGCCACGGACGCCGGCUCUGAGGCCGUGUAUGAGGAGCUGGAUUACAGCCUGAUGCCCGAGUACCAGGAGGUGCCCAGCCGCACAGGCUCCCUAUCCAAGGGCUCAGGCAUGAAUCCGAUGAUAAACAGCAGGGAUGGCAAUGAGGAGGACAGCGACACCGGGGCGGUUCCAGCCCCCCCAGCCCAGCCUGGGCACGGCCCCCCGGAUGGCUACGACGAUGCUGCAGCCGUGCCGGAGGAGCCCCCUGCUCCCCACAGCGGGGACGCCCCCGAGCAGCCCCACGGGAACACGGGCUAUGACGACGUUGACAUCAGCACCCUGGGGACAGCACCGUGAGGAGACCCUGGGGACAUGGCUGCAAGAGGGGGCUCUGGCCCCAGGGAGGGGUGGCCGUGCCCAUGGGGGGGCACCCGUCCCUGCCCAGCCCUCAGCACGCUGCAGAAAUGGCUCCAUCAG
Messenger RNA from Cygnus olor (mute swan), 3390 nucleotides. RefSeq names its product antigen WC1.1-like. The transcript is spliced from 12 exons. Lineage: Eukaryota; Metazoa; Chordata; Aves; Anseriformes; Anatidae. The record is from RefSeq and is a predicted model, not a curated record. Bases 1 to 3270 code for a protein of 1089 amino acids. Gene Ontology annotation, cellular component: membrane.